Messenger RNA from Cornus florida, 1458 nucleotides. Its product is annotated as protein FAR1-RELATED SEQUENCE 5-like. Gene Ontology annotation, biological process: regulation of DNA-templated transcription. Lineage: Eukaryota; Viridiplantae; Streptophyta; Magnoliopsida; Cornales; Cornaceae. The coding region runs from base 1 to 1458 and encodes 485 amino acids. The record is from RefSeq and is a predicted model, not a curated record. The transcript is spliced from 3 exons.
AUGAUAGAUAUUGAAGACACAACAAAUGCUGUAGUUAUAGAGCCCCAAGUGAAUCAAUGGAAACCAAGGUUUAAGAUGGAGUUUGAUACGGAACAAGAGGCAUACGAAUUUUAUAAUGCAUAUGGGGGUAGAGUUGGAUUUAGCAUCCGGAGGGAGUAUUUUAAUAAUAGCCGUAAAACUGGGAAACUUUUAACGAGGUUGUUUACUUAUUGCAAGGAGGGUGCUAGGAAGAAGGAUAGAAGGGACAAAUAUACAAAGACUCCGCGAGCUGAAACAAGAACUGGUUGCUGUGCACGAAUGCAUAUUAAAUAUGAUGAAGCAAAGGGAAAGUACUUAGUUGAUAAUUUUGUAGAUAGUCACAACCAUCCCUUGAUAAUUGAUGAAUGCACCCACAUGAUACCGUUGCAGAGAUGUAUUUCUAGCGUCCAGGCCAUUGAUGUGGACUUGGCUUCAGAUUCAGGAAUUGCAGCUCGUAAUUCAUAUGAGUUAAUGGCAAGGCAAUCUGGUUGUAAAGAAUCAUUGGAUGCUGAACAGAUGAUAACCAAUAAAUUCUGGGCAGAUCCUAAAAUGAUAACUGAUUAUGGCCAUUUUGGAGAUGUUGUAACUUUUGACACUACAUACAAACUUGUACAUGGCAACUGUCCCUUUGCAUUAUUUUUGGGUGUUAAUCAACACCGGGAGAUGGCUGUAUUCGGGGCAGCCCUUAUGUAUGAUGAGACAGCAGAUUCUUUUGUGUGGUUAUUUGAUACUUUUUUGAAAGCGAUGUCCGGAAAGACACCAAAGACAAUUUUGAUUGAUCAAGAUGCAGCAAUGGCGAAGGCUUUGAUGCAUGUCAUGCCUGGUACAAAACAUCAUCUAUGUACGUGGCAUCUAAUGCAAAAUGCACAAAAGCAUGUUGGGUUCUUGUUUAAACAUGAUGAACGCAUCAAAAAUGUGAUAUCUAAAUUAAUAUUCGAAAUUGAGGAGGAGGAACAAUUUAUGUCAGAAUGGGAUUCAAUGCUAAGGAUAUAUGAUCUUGUUGGUAACACAUGGCUUGAGCAUUUGUUUAGCUUGACACAUAGAUCGGCCAUGGCAUUCGUUAAAUAUACAUGGUGUGCGGGAAUGCGCAUUAUGCAAUUGAGUGAAAGUUUCAAUACUCGCUUGAAGGAAUACUUAUCGAGGCAACUCAUUCUUCCUGAUUUCUUCACCCAUUUUGAGAGGCUGUUGUCGGAUAAGCGUUACAAGGAGUAUGAAGCCGAGUACCGUUUGCUGCAGAGGCUUCCGCAAGUUAAAUCAAAGUGUGACAUGUUACUUAAAGCGGGGGAGACAUACACAAAAGUUAUAUUUCAGCUUUUCCAGGAAGAGUUUUUAACAGCUUGUGUGAGUGAUAAUGUUAAUAGUUACAGUGACAUGGAUAACAAUGGACAACAUGUUUAUAAAGUUACUAGUCGUAAUGGGAUGCAACGUUCUAUGACUUGA